AUGCCCGCUGCGACUGCUCAACGCUCUGCGAGCGGCCGCAUACUCGAGGCCGCAGGCCUCGGCCUAGGACCUGUUCUCACAGGAGAGAAACUCACGGGGCUUCUUCUCGCCGCUGUUCCAAAGCAAAUCAAGGGAAUCAAGGUCCUCGAUCUUUCUCAAAACACCAUCCGAAAACUGUCUGUGUCCCUCGGAGAAAUUGCGGAACUUGGGCUAGAAUCCGUCCAAGAUCUCAUUCUCCGUGGAAAUCUCCUCCGGCAACUGGACGGCAGGCUCUUAACCUUCCCGCGUCUUUCCCGGCUAGACGUCAGCGAAAACAUCUUGUGCCAAGUCCUCAACUUUGAAACGCAUUUCGGGCUGCGCGAACUGUUUUUCCGACAGAACCGCUUGAAAGACAUCAAUGGCUUCGGGCGCACACCCCUUCACCACACUUUGGAGCGGCUGGACCUGUCUGAAAAUGAUAUUUCGGAUCUGAGAGGGCUAGCGGCUCUGGUCACGCUGGAAAAACUACGAGAGCUCGACGUGCGCGGCAACCCAGUGGAGGAGCAUCCCCUCCAAGGAAACGCCGUGCUCGAGGGCUUUUGCAUGCUCGCGUGCCCGCUUCUGGAGUCUCUCAAUGGCCGCCCCAUCACGGAGAAAGUGCGAGACGCGGUGAUCUGCUGGUCCAGCGAUGACCCUCGCGGUCGCGCGGUGGCUAGUUGUGUCUUCCGAUUCCGGCAGGCGUUCUCCACCCGAGGACUGUAUGGGAUGGGGGAAUUGUCACCAAGCGAGGAAGCAGGCCUCUUUGUGUCCGCCGAAUCGAGAGACGACAGCUCCGUCCCGGACCCCGCAACAAAAAGUCUUCCUGGUUCGCGGAGGGCGGUCUCUCCUCGAAACGCCGGAGGAACGGAGUCACGAGGCCUCAGCGCCAGCGACCGCUCUCGAAAGGAGAGAGCGCAACCUCCCCGAUGCGUUUUCACUCGGGUGUCGCGUGACGCACGAGACAACUUUCGUCUUUUGUCUCCACAGGAGCGCCGAGGCACUGCCCCAGCGGCAUGGAAGGCCCCAGAUCGAGACGGGAGACGCAGUCCGCGCAGAGCCCUGUCGCCUUCCCACCAAGAUGCUCCGACCGCAGGCCCAGAGAGGCCGCUGCCUUAUCAAGAAGACCGGCCUUUCAGCUUGAACGCAACGCGGAACAGUUGCGUGCGUCGAUCCACUUACUCGGAGAGAUGUCGCUUUUCGGCGGCGCUGUCCAGUGCGUCUCGUCGGGGUCACAAGCGCCAAGAGAUUUGUCCUAGGGGGUGGUAUCCAGGAAGAACCCGCGGCGUGACCAAGGCGACGCAGACGCCAGAUUGGUGGCUACCAGAAGAGUGGGAGCUGCGCGAACCCGGAAGCAGACGCAGGCGAGAGGGAACGGAGAGAGGCGGGGGAGAAGGCAGAGGAGCGAGGUGGGGACCGCGUUCGAUGUCCAGCGGGCACUUUGAGUUUUUCAUUAAAGCGAGUGAUGUCGGGCCUCCGGUUUCGGCCGACGAGUUGAGAGCUCUCAAGGCGGGAAACAAGGAGACGGGAACCGCGGAGGAGGAUCCCAUCCUAGAGCAAGGGGGAAACCACGAGAACGAGGCGUAUGAAGUGGAGGCGACCAGCCACGUGGGCAGCGUCUCUGACUGGGCCAGAGAAGCGCCAUACGAAGACUGCACGUCGCAGCAGUACACGGUUUCCGGGGGUUACGGGGAAGACGAGGGACAGGCACUCGAGUACGGAGACGAAGACGAGCACACCAGGAUCUCUCUUCCACUUCCCAAAUUUCAGGGUGGCGAAGUGUACCCGACACAGAGCGGAGACGUUUUCGAUCUCACUCCAGACUCGGAGUGGCCAGGCGACGAGGGCAUCGAGGGGAAGAGAGACAUAGGAAACUACGAUGCCUUUCAGAACGAAGAGGAGGAGGCAUAA
This is a messenger RNA of Neospora caninum, 1926 nucleotides long. RefSeq names its product putative leucine rich repeat protein. The transcript is spliced from 6 exons. Gene Ontology annotation, molecular function: protein binding. The record is from RefSeq and is a predicted model, not a curated record. NCBI's taxonomy places the organism in Eukaryota, Apicomplexa, Conoidasida, Eucoccidiorida, Sarcocystidae. Bases 1 to 1926 code for a protein of 641 amino acids.